Messenger RNA from Tetrahymena thermophila SB210, 2511 nucleotides. Its product is annotated as Myb-like DNA-binding domain protein. The transcript has a single exon. Lineage: Eukaryota; Ciliophora; Oligohymenophorea; Hymenostomatida; Tetrahymenidae. The record is from RefSeq and is a predicted model, not a curated record.
AUGAAUUCCAAUCAAACAAUUUAGUAGGAGUCAAAUCAUUAUCUUCAUCAGGUUCUUGAGAAAGAUUCAAACAAUAAUAUGCAGUUAGAGGGCAACUUUAAUAUAGAAGAAGAAGUAGCAAACAAGAACUCGAUUGAAGGUUAAGAUGAUGAUGAAGAAGCUGCUAUUGUCAAACAAAAUAAUAUUCAGCUCCAAAAUCAUAAAUCCUAACAAAUUUCUUAGAGAGACUACAAUUAAGAAAGAUUCUCAGCAAGUUGCAAUCUUCCUAUUUAAAAUAGUAAAUUUAUGUAAUCAAUGUCAGCGCAAAAUAGUGAUUCAACUCAAAUCCCUUUUGUUGAAAGAGAGCAUUAGUCAUCUAUUGAAAAUAGCAUUUGUCAAACAUUUGUCACAUUUUAGGAGAGACCAAGGUCUGAUUCACAGAAUCUGCAAGUGUUCAAUCAAAAAAAUAAAUCUUUAGGCAAUUAAUAGAUGCAUAAUUAUAACGUAUCAACUAUGAAUAAUGAGAUAUUGUCAUAAUAAUGGAGAGGAUUUUAAGAAAACAUAACCUAAAAUUCCUUUGAGAUAAAUUCAACAAAUUAAUUUACAGAAAAAAAUACUAACAAAAAUAAUUUAAGUGGAUAGGAUUCUAUGGAAGACGAAACUUCCAGUUUGUCUAAUUCACAACCAGCCAAAAAACAAAAGAAAGCAAUUAGCAAGGUGAGCAACGGUUCUCCUUAGUCAGGUAGCUUACAAUCUAGCUUUUAAAAGAUUGUAAAUAGAAAAAAAUCAAACACAAUAAACACUUCAAUCUUUUCAACUGCUUCAUAGAAAAAAGAGAGAAUUUAAUAUCAACAAAUUUAAAAAGAAAUGCUUAACUUCAACAAUUCAGACAUCAUAAACCAUUAAUUAAACAAGCUAGAAGAAAAUACCGCCAAUAGUAAUAACAAUAACAAUAAUGGUAAUAAUAAUAAUAUUAUGAAUAAUAGCGAAACAAGUGAAAAUGAUAUUAAUGAAGAAGGAUAAAUAAGCGUUGAUAAAAAUAGUAAUAACAUCAGCAAUCAUUUGAAAAGAGGUAAUAACGAGGCAAAUCUUUUGGAUAACAAAAAUUUAAAUCAAUAGCAAUCAAUUGGACAAAAUAAUGAAAAUUAAUCCAAAAAAGUGAGAUUUACUGCAGAAGAAGAUGAAGCUCUCAUAAAGCUGAUUUAAAUCCAUGGCAAAAAAUGGAAAGUAAUUUCUGAAUUGAUGGAUGGAAAAAAUGAAACAAGAAUAAGAAAUAGGUAUUAUUCGUACAUAAGGAAAAUUUUAAAACCAGGAGAAGUUACACCAACUUUAGCUGCAAAUAAUUAGCAAUAGGAAGAAUAUGCAUUUGAUCAAAUUAAUUUAAUAGAAGGAGUAAAUGAACAAAAUAACCCAGAAUCAUUUCAGGAAUAACAACUUAACCUAAAAAAUAGUAUUCAAGUUUAAAAUGGAGGAAAAAAUAUUAAUGGAAGAUAAGGAUUGAAUAAUCAUGAAGAAAAUAACAACAACAAAAUUGAUAAUAUUUAAAUUGAAUAAUAAGAUUAAAAAUUGAUUGAGAAUCAUAAUGAUUAAUAUAAUAAUUUGUAAUAAUCUAUUUAAUAAAAUGCUCAACCAUUUUUUAAUUCUACACUUUUUGAGUCGCUCAAUGCUCUAACUCUUAACAAUUUCGAUAAGAACUUCAACUCGGCUCUUUAUGAUGGUAAUUUUAUGGAUAAUUAAAACUACCAUAAUAACUUUUAGUCAAAUCCAUAAGAUUCUCUUCUUGUUUAAAGUUACAAUUAGCUUUGUUAGUUUCCUUUUAGUUCUAAUAAUUUAAAUUUUGAUUAUUUAAACAAUAAAAUACCCAGUUUUAAAUUUAUCAAUGGAUUCGAAGGAUCGCUCGCUAAUCUUGACGCUAAUUAGACGAACUUCAGCAAAUCAUAUUUGUACAACUAGAAAAGUAGCUUACAAGACUUUGAGGUAAUAGAUGCUGAAGAUUUCAACUAGAAAUUUUAUAGAGCAGGUAAAGAAAGCCAUCCAAUUUUCAACUCAAAUCCUGCAUUCUAAGACGAAGAAAAUUUAAACUAAUAAAAUUAGUAAGCCCAUAACAAUAAUAAUAAUUAAAAAUCAGAAAAUAUGAUGCAAAAUUUCUGUCCGAAUAGAAUUCUCAGAUCUCUAAACGAAAAAAAUCACUAUUAAGAAGAACCUUCGCCCUUAAUUUUUGCCAAAGCUUAAAAAAAAUAUGACCCAAAAAGAUUUGCAAAUAUAAAUCCUGACUAGGCUUUCCAAAAUUAAAAUCCAGUAUCUCACUUUUCAAUGGAAGAGGAAAUGGAUGAAGAUUAUGCCAACAAACAAACAAGACCUCUCUACAACUAAAAUGAUGAAAGAAGAGCUUACAUGAGCAUGAGCGAUAAUGAAAAAAUAUAAAAAAUAAUGUAUUUAAAUUCACAAGUUGAAAAUAUUCAAACUUUAAUUUAAUAGUGCAAACAACAAAUCCUUAAUGAAAUCAUCAGCAAGAAUUAAAGCAACGUUUGA